CGGCACUCUGAUUUCCGGCAACGAAAUUUUCAAAGAAAUUCUUUCUCCCUUUUCUCUCUUAUCAUGUCCCCGUCUAGAAGGAACACCUGCGUGUCCGGAAAUUGCACUAGGUUCAAAUAUUUCUCUAGAUGCUAUUCUCUAGGAGCGUUCAGCAGGGGUCGAACUCGGUAGACAGCCUCAUUUUCUGAGCGUUAAACGUCAGGCACUCUUCACCGAUACACCGACACUUCUGCGAGAAAGCCUUGUCCCACAACUAGAGAAACCGAGAUGGCAUGCAUAAAAGUGGCCUACGAGAAGGCUCAGUCCAAGGCGUUAUGCACAAGUGCAGAAUGCUCGAUGAGAUGGCGAGCCAAGCCUCGAGAAGCACCAGAAGCAAAUCAAGACGUACAUCAAUAGAUAUGAGAGCAUUCGCUGUAACUUGCUCUCAACUUGCUCUCGAGGUGCGGACAACUGUCGACCGGUCAUUGUUUCCAUUUACCAGAACGAUUACGAAGCUAAAACCCAACAUGUCCUCACAAACAGACGAUAAUGUCCCUGAAAAAGCCCCUCCAACCACCCCACUAGUUCUUGGAUACCCCACCUUGGCCGCAUACAUCGGUGCCACCCCGGAAUUAACAAUUUUCCGACGCUUCACAAAUUUACAAACCCAGAGCCUUCUGUACUACCAAGCCGAAUUAACCUAUCUCGAAGGACAGCUACGGGAGCUAGAGGUCGAAGCUUCAAAUAGCGAGGAUUUAGACCACCCCAAGUCCAGAUUCGCCAGGGAUUGGGAAUGGCUCGGUGCUGUAGACUUAAACGGUGGUCUGAACCACCAUAUGACAGUCGUGCUCCGCAUCCGUGCUGUGAUUAAGGAAUACAGUACGUUGAAACCUCCCAACUUUCACAUGAACACCCCAGAAGCUAGAGCAAACUCAGACAAACUACUUCUCCAACAAGCAGGACUAGCAACCCUUCCCAAACCUGGCGGCUACGACCUCCACUACCUCCAAGACUGGCUCCUAGACCCCAAAGGCGGGAAGUUCCCUCUGCAAGGACCAGACCGUAACUGGGUCUACUCCAACGAUCUUCUCGCUCUCCGGCGUCGUGCAGAAUCAGACUUUUCCGCUAAGUGGGUUUCAGAGAGACUUCUUCCCUUGUACCACCGCAUUUUGGGUCGCUACAUACACAAAAAGAACCCUCAUCGUGAGAAUGAAGUUACCUAUAGUGAUUCGUUGAUCUUGAAGGCGGCGUCGAUGUUAGCUACAACGCUUGCUGCUUUGCUAAUCGUUGCCCCGGUUGUGGUGUUGUAUGAGAUUGGCUCAAUGAGAGCGAGGCUGGGGUUGAUGGCUACCUUUACGGUGUUGUUUUCGUUGUGUGUUGCUAGGCUGACGGGUGCGAAGAGGACGGAUGUGUUUGCUGCUACUGCUGCUUUCGCUGCCGUUCAAGCUGUGUUCCUUGGGUCGAAUGGUGCGGGACCUGUAACGUUGAUCCCCGCGAGUGGAAUUAAUGGAACCUCGUUUGUGCAGUUAGGACUCGGAAUGAAAUGAGACGAAAACUGUCAGGUCUUUCAAGCUAAGAUGGCGGACCUUCACUCUCUGCUACUAAACGGAAAGAUCGAUCACGUGGGAAAUAUUCAAGCUCAACAUAGAACAAAAAGAUUAUAUCCCAG
Hyaloscypha bicolor E is the source of this 1648-nucleotide messenger RNA. RefSeq lists its product as uncharacterized. The transcript is spliced from 2 exons. The record is from RefSeq and is a predicted model, not a curated record. Bases 273 to 1526 code for a protein of 417 amino acids. NCBI's taxonomy places the organism in Eukaryota, Fungi, Ascomycota, Leotiomycetes, Helotiales, Hyaloscyphaceae.